This is a messenger RNA of Hermetia illucens (black soldier fly), 834 nucleotides long. RefSeq lists its product as uncharacterized. Lineage: Eukaryota; Metazoa; Arthropoda; Insecta; Diptera; Stratiomyidae. The transcript has 2 exons. The record is from RefSeq and is a predicted model, not a curated record. Bases 95 to 775 code for a protein of 226 amino acids.
CUGUACUGAAGCCACUUUUCCACUAUAAAAGAGAGCUAGAUGUCUCCUUCAGUAUCAGUUUUCGUUUCAAGUAUCGACAGCUAUCUAGUUCAAAAUGAAACUCGCUAUUGUCCUUUUGGGUUUGGUCGCCCUCUCUGCUGCCGCUCCACAAGAACGUGGACUCGUCCAAGAGGCCGAGAAAGUCGUCCAGGAUGCCAUCACCAAGGCUCACUCCGACUUGGACAGCAUUGUCCACCUCGUCAAGGGAUUGACUGCCAAUGCCAAGGGUAAAGCCGAUGGCAUUAUCGCCAAUGCCAAGAACGAAAUUACCUCUAAAGUCGCUGAAUUGGAAAGCUCCAUCUCUGGCUUGAUCACCAAGGGUGGUGUCAUUGCUAGCUGCGCCCAAAAGAACCUCGGCGAUUUGACUGAAUUCAAGAACACCUUCGGCAAGAACGUUGAGAGCUGCGCCGGAAACUUGGGUUCCGCUAUCACCGACUUCGAAACUGAUGUCUUGGGAGAAGUUACCUCCUUGAAGUCAGCCGUUUCUGAAUUGGUCAACAUUGUCGAUGAAUGCUCCGCCGAUACUUUGCAAGCUGUGGUUUGUGCCGUCACCAAGGUUAAGCAAGUCGAAACCCUUGUCGAAAGCAUCGUCUCUGACGCCAAAACAGCCAUUGAAACUGCUCGUUCAAAGGCCAAUGUUACUGUUGGACAAAUCCAAACCUGUGCCCAACAAACUGUUGGUGAAGCUACCGUCACCGUUAACAAAUUCGUCUCUGCUGUUAAGCAAUGCGCCUAAGUAUUUAAAUUAUAUGUUGUUGUUGGGUAUCCAAUAAAAGUCCUUUUAAAUUAAAUUAA